ACAAAUCUAGCCAAGGAUCGGGCUGACGCUCAGCGACUCGUAGCAACAAGGCUACUUGACCGCGUACACGACCCGCUUGCCGGCUCCCGGGGGCUUCUCCCCGGGGGCCGUCGCCAGCCUGCUGAGGUGCAGGGCCCGAAGGCCUAUUCGUAUCCAACUACGACGUGCGGGGCAACAUCGCCGCGUUCCGGCACGGAUUCUGACUUAGAGGCGUUCAGCCAUUAUCCGGCAGAUGGUAGCGUCGCGGCACUGCCUGGUCAGACAGCCGCAAAAACCAAUUAUCUGAAUCAACGGUUCCUCUCCUCACGUUCCCUAUUAGUGGGUGAACAAUCCAACGCUUACCGAAUUCUGCUUCGG
Aspergillus ochraceoroseus IBT 24754 is the source of this 357-nucleotide messenger RNA. RefSeq lists its product as uncharacterized. The record is from RefSeq and is a predicted model, not a curated record. NCBI's taxonomy places the organism in Eukaryota, Fungi, Ascomycota, Eurotiomycetes, Eurotiales, Aspergillaceae. The annotation marks the transcript as partial. The transcript has 3 exons.